Messenger RNA from Thyridium curvatum, 1227 nucleotides. RefSeq lists its product as uncharacterized. NCBI's taxonomy places the organism in Eukaryota, Fungi, Ascomycota, Sordariomycetes, Thyridiales, Thyridiaceae. The transcript is spliced from 4 exons. The record is from RefSeq and is a predicted model, not a curated record. Bases 1 to 1227 code for a protein of 408 amino acids.
AUGGACAUCGUUCGGCGCGAUGGCGAGGCUUACUAUGAGCUCAGCUGGGCGAUCCUCAGCACCAUCGGCCUCGUGAAUAUGUGCCUCGGGGGCAUGGUCGUUGGUAUCGCUGGCUACUCACCCAUCACGCUCGUGCCCCUCGUUGUCUCCGCAGCCUGCGCCCUGGCGAAUGGCAUGUGUUACUAUGCCUUCUAUGCCCACUACCCGUUGCUCAACACGGCGGUCGCGUCAGGCUUCGCCGAUAUCAGCUGGCUGGUGCAAGAAGCCGGUCUCUCAUUUUACAGUUUUGUUAUUCUGCGACGUGUUCUUCGCAACCGCGCCCGCCUCGUCUUCAUGGUUUGCUUCUGGGUCCUCAUGGCCGUGAUCACCAUCCUGCGUAUCACGAUUCUCGUCUGUCGUAUCCGCUACAUCCUCGGACACUCAUCAGCUGCGGACCUACAGCGUAUCAUUGACCACCUCCACGUCGGCUACUUUGCCUCGAUCGCCGUGGUCGAGAUCCUCAGUUCGGCGUUCUUGCUGCGCAAGUUCAACGCGGCCCGCAAGAUCUCACUCAAGGCCGCCAUGCAGACCGGUCUCUUCAGCUACCUCAUGCGCAGCACCGAGAUCCGCCUCGCUCUGCUUGCCAUUAUCGGCGUGACCCGGGCCAUCACCUACUCGUUUCAGGACACUGUGCAGAGCGCGACAACUGUCGCGAGCGAGUUUGAUAGGUUUGCCUACACGCUCGAGUGCAUGUUUCCCAUGAUCAUGUACAUCGACAUCCUCGCCUCCCGCCUCAUCUUCCAUGGAGACGCCUACGGCUCGUCGCGCAGCGCCGGCGCCUCGCGCGGGGCCAAGACGGGACCCCGGCAGUUCACGCAGAGUGGGCCCGAGGGCAACGACGUGCACAUGUACCCGCUGCCCAAGGUGGAGCGCCACAUCGAGGUGCACGGCGGCUACGACAACAGCGACGAGGAGACGGCGACGGGCAGCGGCAACGGCGCCGGCGGCACCAGGAGCGGGAGCAGGAAGCACCAGAACCACAACACGGGCCGCAGUGCCAACCGGGGCGGCAGCCAGGUGCGCACCAGCUCGCAGGAGUACAUCAUCGACGACGACGGCACGCGGUCGAGGGCGACCAACGGGUCUGACUUUGGCGAGGAGAUCGUGGACCUGGGCAAGAAGGGCAACGGCCACGGCGGCAUCAGCAAGACGGUCGAGUUCAAGGUUGUCGAGGCGAGGGAGGUGUGA